Messenger RNA from Liolophura sinensis, 3420 nucleotides. RefSeq lists its product as uncharacterized. The record is from RefSeq and is a predicted model, not a curated record. Bases 1 to 3420 code for a protein of 1139 amino acids. Gene Ontology annotation, cellular component: plasma membrane. The transcript has a single exon. Gene Ontology annotation, molecular function: protein binding. NCBI's taxonomy places the organism in Eukaryota, Metazoa, Mollusca, Polyplacophora, Chitonida, Chitonidae.
AUGUACUGCGAACUAACAGUGUCAUUUCUUGAAAUCCACGGCAACUUUACCGCCAUUCAGACGCUGACUUUAACUUCAGGACCUGGCGUAUUCCAAGCUGGGUCGAACUUCACAUUCUUACAAGUUCGCCAUCUCGUCAUCACCGGUGUGUCCAUUGCUGAUUUGGACUGUAAUAUGCUAAAAGGCCUAACGGGUCUAGAAUCAGUGACUAUACAAUAUACAAAACUGUCGGCGAUACCGAAAUGUGCUCUGUUACAGGCCGACAACAUCACUUCGCUCAGUCUAAAUCAUAACUCCGUCCAAAAGCUGCAUAGGCGGGCUUUCUCGGAUGUUCCAACUGUUAGGCACUUAAACCUGACAGGAAACUGUCUUGUCGGACUUCAGAAUGACACUUUGGAAGGAAUUCAAAGGCUGGAAGUCUUGGACCUCUCAGAUAACUGUAUUCCCGGGAAAUUUAAUUCCGCUGCAUUUUCCACUCAACAGAACCUUAAAUGGCUAAGCCUUGCAAAAAACAAGAUUUCAGCGAUACCUGAAGACCUAUGGAGAUACCUACCACAGCUAGAAUUUGUAGAUCUGAGCGAAAAUGAACUAUUUCAUUUCGACAGCAUGUUGUUUUAUCCCCAAAGCACUUUUGUUAUCAACUUGUCCAAAAAUAUGUUACAAAGUCUUCGUAAUCUUCGAGUGGAAUUCCAACGUCAACACAAUGGAUUUGCCAAUUUGGCUUUAUACGUGGAUGCUUCUGGAAACAGUCUGACGCAGUUUGACGGAGUGGCUGUUGAUGGACCUCAACAAUGUGAACUCCAUGUGGACAUCAAAGCUGACGAUAAUGAAAUUCCUGUGUUUGACUGGGACCCAGUGAUUGGAACAGCCUGUGGGGACAACAUACAGCUUCAUCUUUCCAUGGCCCGUAACAAGCUUGCUCAGUUUCCUCCUUGUCAUUUGUCCCUUCUACACAGAUUCCACUUCCAGCUGCUAAAUAUGUCCGGUAACUCCAUAGAGGGAAAGGUGAACCAAUUAUGUGGGGCUUCUGAGGUAAAAACGCUUGACUUGUCCAACAACAAGCUUUCUGAAAUUGGCAAAAUUGUUUCACUAGGUGGAAAAUUGGAAAAUCUAAUGCUGGCAGGAAAUAAAAUCGCACACAUUGGUGAAAAUGACUUUGAGGAUAUCAAAUCAAACCUACAGGUAAUCAAUUUGACAAACAAUUCGAUCACCUCGAUAACAGAGGCUAUGAAUCACUGUCCAAAGGCAGCCAGUAUAUAUUUGGCACGUAAUCCUUUAGACUGUGUGGUAAAUAAAACUCAUAUUGGUGACUACAGUAAUCUUUGCGAUUUCAUGGACACUCUUGACGAUGCCAGAUGCUUAUAUCCUCCAAAUCUACGAGCUAUCCAGGUUCGGUGUGCACUGGGAGAAAAUUGCUCAUCUGCGGAUUUGGGUCGGUGUAGAAACGAUUCAUAUGUAGAAGUUGAUUUAAAAGCCCAUCCAAACGAUCGCGGCUUGAAUCUUCAUUGGAAUUUAAUUGGUCCUGGGCAGGAAAAUGUAAGUCAAUUCUUAAUAUCGGUGAUUCGUCUCAGGGACAAUGUCAUUGUAACAAAUGUAUUUGUUCACAGACUUGAGCGGGACCAUACUGUCUCAACUUUACAUUCCGGUGAACAGUAUAAGGUGUGUAUCACAGUUUUCGUCAACAUCGUGACAUCAAAAAGAUGUGUGGAAACGAUUGGGAUUACAUCCCCGCCACCUCCGGAGAACAUUCAGCUGUGGAUAAUUGUGGCUAUUGUUGUGUUGGGGACAAUUAUCGUAAUCCUUGUGGUUGUAUUAAGUGUUUAUGCGAUGCGUCGAUAUCGAAAUUCUCGACGGAACAGGCAUCGGACUUUUCCAAAAGAACUAGACCAGUUUCCGCCAGGAAAUGGAACCAUGGGCAGCACAAAAAGCAACGACUCACACCACACCGAAGUUGUUUAUGCCGGAUACACUCAAGGACCCAGCUGCUUGGACCAUACACUUCAAACCAAAAGGAAACAAACGAUUGGACAUAAAAACAAUAGCGAGGAAAACUCAACACACCAAUACCCAGCUCUUCCCGAGUCGGGCAAGGUAGAUAAUGAAACUUCGGUUUAUGAGGUUCAGACACACGAAGACAAGUCUGCAUUAUGUGUCCAGCCUGCUGGUAUUUGUACUGCCACAGAAGUCGGUGAUGCUGCAUCUGAUGUGGUAAGUCCUUGCUCUGUGUCAAACGAUGAUAUUGUGAUGAAUACAGUACUUUGUAUGGGAAACAGACAUGGCUACAUUACCCCAUCGUUCAUACUGGCGCCCUGUACCGAUCCACAACAUGAACCUAAAUUACCGCAACAUUUAUCAGAAAAGGAUUGUGAAAUUGACGCCGAAAAUCCAAAUAGCCCAACGAGUAGCCUCUUUGGGUCGUCCGAUGAGACCAUGUCGACAUUAAAACGAUCAAAUGAUCAACCAUUUUGUGCAGACAUAUCUGACCCACUCCGAUCACAGAAUCAGGUAGAAAGCCUUCAUGACAGAAAGACCCUUCUGAGUGAACAAGAAGCUGUCGCAUUUUACUGUCCAGAAAAUGAUGUGUACGGCAUAUCAGGUGUUCAAAACAGGAAUUCAUCACAAACAGCUGGCGAUACCUUCCGUUCUCUAGGAGACAAUGACAAUGCGAUAUAUCUUUGCUCAAUGACAUUUGCGUAUGAGGACAUGGCUCUGCAUAGUCCUCGUCUCAACAACAAGUCGGUCUACCACAACAUGCCUAACUGUAAUAGUACAGGCGUUCCUAGCAUCCAGGAAGUAAUGCCGAAAGGGAACAGAGAUUUAGAAUGUGUUACAGAAACACAUGUGGAGGAGUCGAAAAAAAUCUGUCAGGAUAUAUCUGAGAUCGGCUCUACUAUAGAGCUGUCGGAAAUUGACUCUAGUACGAGCUGCCAUGUGGAUGUGCCGAAGCACAGAUGUCAUGUUGCUCCUGCUUCUAACCCUAGGGUAGAGGAAACAGGAAACAACUCUGAAGACACCCCUGUUGCUUGCACAGGUUUAAAAGUGCAGAGGAGCAAUCGUAGUGUUGAAUCUGUUUCCAACCCUUACGUAGAGGAACCAGAAACUAUUGGUAACUUUGUGGUUGUUGCCUGCCCUCGAGCAGAACCAGAGAACACUUCUAUUGUUCCACCUGUUAUUCUAACGAAACAAAAGACUACACUUCAGGAAGAGAAACUGGGAGCCAGCUGUAAGCGUCAGUUUGACACUGGUUGUCGAAUAGAAGACCUCAAUUGUGAUGAAUUGUCCGUUGAAAGCACCCAUCAAAGCGUGUUACAUACUCUUACACAUGGAUUAAGUUUUCAGAAUGAUUCAUCUGGAGAGUCUUCCGGUUUCGUCAGUGACACUGGAUUCAUUAAUCAUGGGCAUAUACAAAGUGACGCUUAG